Molecule: messenger RNA, 1805 nt
Organism: Coturnix japonica (Japanese quail)
Lineage: Eukaryota; Metazoa; Chordata; Aves; Galliformes; Phasianidae
Gene: SURF4
Product: surfeit 4
Biological process (GO): Golgi organization
Cellular component (GO): endoplasmic reticulum; endoplasmic reticulum-Golgi intermediate compartment; membrane
Source: RefSeq, a predicted model, not a curated record
UGGCAGCAUUGGCGGUGCGGCGCGGCCCGGCGCUCCCCCCCUCCUCUCCUUCCUUCCUUCCUUCCUUCUUCCUUCCUUCCCUGCGGCCGCAGCCCCUUUAGUGUGAGGCCUGGCCUCCUUUUUCCGCUGCUAUGGGUCAGAACGAUAUCAUGAGCACCGCUGAGGACUUCGCGGAUCAGUUCCUAAGGGUGACCAAGCAGUACCUCCCCCACGUGGCCCGCCUGUGCCUGAUCAGCACCUUCCUGGAGGAUGGCAUCCGCAUGUGGUUCCAGUGGAGCGAACAGAGGGAUUACAUUGAUGGAACGUGGAACUGUGGCUAUUUCCUAGCCUCCAUCUUUGUGUUCAUAAAUCUCUUCGGACAGCUGAGCGGCUGUAUCCUGGUGCUGAGUAGGAACUUUGUGCAAUAUGCCUGCUUUGGACUGUUUGGAAUUAUAGCAUUACAGACUAUUGCAUACAGCAUUCUAUGGGACCUGAAGUUCUUGAUGAGGAACCUUGCCCUGGGGGGAGGCUUGCUGCUGCUUUUGGCUGAGUCACGCUCAGAGGGGAAGAGCAUGUUUGCUGGUGUCCCUACUAUGCGGGAGAGCUCUCCUAAGCAGUACAUGCAGCUUGGGGGCCGUGUGCUGCUGGUCCUCAUGUUCAUGACACUGCUGCAUUUUGACAUGAACUUCUUUUAUAUUCUGCAAAACAUUGUGGGCACAGCCCUGAUUAUCUUGGUGGCAAUUGGCUUCAAGACAAAGCUGGCUGCCUUGACUCUAGUCAUCUGGCUGUUUGGCAUCAACAUCUACUUCAAUGCCUUCUGGACCAUCCCAGCCUACAAACCCAUGCACGACUUCCUCAAAUACGAUUUCUUCCAGACCAUGUCUGUAAUUGGAGGGCUCCUCCUUGUGGUUGCACUGGGUCCUGGUGGAGUCUCCAUGGAUGAGAAGAAAAAAGAGUGGUAACAGGAGUAGCAACACUUCUUGGGACAUAACACGUUAAGAUCAGAACUGAUUCUGUAUGGAUUCAACAAAAACUGCCAGCAUUUUACACAUACAUGCCCCCUUCUUAUUAAAGGCACAGAUGUUCUGAAUUUGAUUUACAGUGGCACCAGUAAUAUAAUAGAUAAAAUCCCAUUUCUUCAAGGAAUGUUGCCUAGGCUUAUCAUUCUAACUUUCUAGAUUUGGAACUAACCCAGCAAACCUGCAUUUUGCUGGUGCUUCAGUGAGUUGCAGUAGAACGGUUGCUCUCUUUAACGUCAACAUUGUUUUAAAAUUUGGAGAACUGUGAGAAGUACAGCUGUAUCAUUCAGUGUGACGUUGGGUUUUAGCUAUAACUUAAAGUGGAUCCCCUUUUUCACCCUCAUCAGAUCUUAUCUUGUGUAUAAGGAGUUCCACUGGUUAUAGCAUUGCUUAUCAAGGUGGAAAGCCAUAUCAAAAGAACUCGUGGUUAUUUUGCUAUUCAGAGGGCCUGUAAAUCCAUUAUUACUUUCCUUUUAGCAAGAAGGAGGAAUUUCCUGCACCCAAAUAGAAGGCAAAAAGAAAAUCCUGAAAGUAACUGUAAUGUGCUUUAGGUAAGAAAAGGGAGAGUUUUCUAACAAGUUACAGUUCUGUUCUUGAGGGGUGAUAUUCCUUCUUGCUUACAAGAUUUUAAGAGGGAAGGGGCAAGGUACUCCUGAAGAGACAGAACAUUAGAUGCUGGUAGAAUUCUGUGCCAAAAGAACUCUUUACUCAACACUCUUUUCCCAGAGUUGCCCCCUCCUGGGUUCCCAAGAAAGUGAGCCUUGUUAUGCUGCACGUUCCAUAAUAAAAGCUCCUUUCUGCUAUUAA